Echinostoma caproni is the source of this 936-nucleotide messenger RNA. The record is from the annotation of a GenBank genome assembly. Lineage: Eukaryota; Metazoa; Platyhelminthes; Trematoda; Plagiorchiida; Echinostomatidae.
AUGUCUUGGGGCCAUGGGUUCUCAUUUUCCCGAUUCAAAAUUGCAGCCGGCGAAUAUUCCGGCCAUAUAGCUAUGCUACUUGAGGGGCAGGCGGGCUGCAAACCGGUUUUGCAAAUAUACACGGCAGCUGGAAAGCUUGUGUCUCAGCAUUUGUGGAAGGAUGCGCCACCAGUCGCUCUGGGAUGGUCUGUAUCCGAAGAUUUGGUAGUCGUGCAGAAAAGCGGGUUCGCAUCAAUACUCGAUCUCUCCGGGAACUAUGUCCGCCGUUUCAGUAUGGGACAGGAAGCCGAGCAAAGAGACAUUGUGGAUGUCAAAUUCUUCACUAUGCAUAAUCACACGGGAUUGGCUGUUCUGACAGGUGGAAACCAUAUUUUUGUCAAUACGAAUAUUGAAACGCCCCAUGUACGUCGUCUGGCUGAACUUCCCGGACCCACGCAACCACUCACUUACUGGUUGAUUGUGCCCGGUCCUCUUUCACUGACACACACGCCUAAAUCUGAAUCAGACGGGUUCAGUGGACCGUGGGCGCUCGUGGCGAAAAAGAAACUACUCUACCGAGCCGAUUACGCGAAUGUGGAUAUGGUUGAUCUAUCUCUAUUGCUUCCUCACAACUCCGCCCAAAUUGAGCUCAUGGCGGUCUCACCCAAUCUAAAGUUUAUUUCUUUUUACUUGGAUUGCGGUUUACUUCUUGUCACUAAUUUACGGAUGAGCGAGGUGCUCUCCUUAGUGGAUCUGACUCAACGCAUUUCAACCUCUCCGGAUCCAGAAAACCCAGCGAAGAACCAAACAAUGAGCACUCCUUUGGCGAUGUUUUGGUCUACCAGUUCAGCAGUUGUGUUACACUGGCAUCACUUAGUCGCCUUGGUUGGAGCACAAGGUGACGUUUACGAGUACUUCUUCCAGGAUGAUGUGUGGCUCGCACAAGAGGUAGGCUAA